Molecule: messenger RNA, 1462 nt
Organism: Podospora pseudocomata
Lineage: Eukaryota; Fungi; Ascomycota; Sordariomycetes; Sordariales; Podosporaceae
Gene: nop16
Product: Ribosome biogenesis protein Nop16
Exons: 2
Coding region: 428-1096 (222 amino acids)
Biological process (GO): ribosomal large subunit biogenesis
Cellular component (GO): nucleolus
Source: RefSeq, a predicted model, not a curated record
GACGGAGACAUGACGGUCUCUUCGAAAGAAGAUCGUCAACAGAAACGGUUCCAAGUUGUCACGGACGCGAAGACAGGAACAUUGCAUUGUCCAAUCUUGCAUCUGCAUGUCUUUGAAUCAUGGAGGGGAAUCGCUUGCCAGCUUCUUCAGUUGGCAGCAAGUGUGGCAGCUGCCGUGGCUGAGAAGGAGAGUCAUCGGCGUUAUGAAUUCGGCGAUAAGAAGGCAACCAGCCCAAUCGAUAAGAAGCCAACCCACUAAAAAGAUCUUAUCUUAUCGCCCUUAUCGUCUCAACUCUAGAAUUUUUGGCCGCCAUGGUACGGCAAGCGCAGCGACAGCAGCAGCGCAAUCGACCACAGCCAACCACCGCACCAAUUAACACCAUCACCAACCUUAACCCCUCCCUCAGACCACCCCACCACAAUCCAAAAUGGGUCGCGAACUUCAAAAGCGCAAGGCGCGCUCCUCGCGCUCCAAAGUGAAGAUGCCCAACCGCCGCACGAAGGCUCUCAACCCCCUAGGAAAUAGCAUCAUCGCCCAGAACUGGGACAAGAAACAGACCCUCUCCCAAAACUACACCCGCUUCGGCCUCGUCGCAAGGCUAGGCAAAACAACAGGCGGCACCGCCCCCAACGACAAAUCCAAACUCCGCACCGACGUCCAAGACCCCCUCGCCGUGCAGUCUUACUCCAACUCUGGCUCCCUCCGCGUCCGCGAGGUAAAAGUCGAGCGCGACCCCGAGACGGGAAAGAUCCUCCGGAUCAUCAAGGAUACCAACCCUUUGAAUGACCCGCUAAACGACCUCGAGUCUGGAGAUGAGGGUGAAUCAACAGAGAAGAAGGAGUACGAGGAAUGGGGCGGGUUAGCGGGGGAGACGUAUGAGAAGAGCGAAGUUCUCAAGGCGUUGGAAAGGGAGGCGGGAAGAGAAGUGGUGGCGAAACCGAGGUAUCAGAGUGAUAGGGAGAGGGAGUGGUUGGAGAGGUUGGUGGAGAGGCAUGGGGAGGAUGUGGGUGCUAUGGCGAGGGAUAUGAAGUUGAAUCCGAUGCAGCAGACGCCCGGGGAUUUGAAGAGGAGGUUGAAGAAGGCGGGGCUGAUUUAGGGGCGUUUAAUGCUGAGAGGGUUCUGCUACAUUGGGGCUUCUGUUGAGGAUGUAAAUUGAGCCUCACAGUGUGGCUCUCUAACAAGGCGGCUGUAGAUGGGGAAGAGGUUCAUGUCACUCAUAAUACCGGCGUUUUCUGGCGUUUAUAGUUGGUCUUCAUCUGAUCUGGCGGAAAUGGAAAAAUCUGUGGUUUUGAUUAGAGCACUUGGGCCUAAAUUAGCGAAGGCGGUCGAACAGGCGGUUGAGCAGGUCGUUAGGUCAGGUUGCUGGACUUGAACUAGAUGAUUAUCAAGACAUUCGGAAGUCCUGCCACCUGGGCAACCACUUGUUAGUUUAACAUUCAUCAUAAACCCCAUGAGAUGAUGG